Molecule: messenger RNA, 624 nt
Organism: Amphimedon queenslandica
Lineage: Eukaryota; Metazoa; Porifera; Demospongiae; Haplosclerida; Niphatidae
Exons: 1
Coding region: 1-624 (207 amino acids)
Biological process (GO): DNA integration
Molecular function (GO): nucleic acid binding
Source: RefSeq, a predicted model, not a curated record
AUGUCUCUAAAUGGUAUUCGCCAUUCACUAACAGCUCCUUACCAUCCGAGGUCUAACGGUCUAGCAGAAAGAGCAGUGCAGACAUUUAAGAAUGCUAUUAAGAAGAUGGAAGGACCACUACAUGAAAGAAUUGCUCGAUUCCUUUUCUCUUACCGAAUCACUCCUCAAUCUACUACUGGGCAAUCCCCAGCUGAACUCUUAAUGGGACGUAGAUUAAGAUCAGUCUUAGAUACUGCUCACCCAGAUUUCACUCUACCUUCACAGAAAGAGAAGACUAAAAGCAAUGCAAGAUCAUUCAAGCUACAUGACAAGCUGUUUGCAAGGAACUACUCUGGGAAGCCAUUAUGGAUUCCUGUGGUUGUCUGUAAGGUCACUGGACCAUUGUCUUACCAUGUUGAAACUAUGGAUGGUUUAGUGCUUAAAAGACAUGCUGAUCAGCUCAGAAAAAGGUACACUGAAGACUCUGAGCCAGAUACCCUGCCGGAGGACAGUGAUUGGGAUGAUGAUUUCACUCCAUUGAUUCCUAACGUGCCUCCACCUCCUACUCCGCCUCCUUUGCCCCCACCGAUUCGUCGAUCGACUCGUUCAAGGAUGACUACUGAUCAUGGGCCGUAUGUAUGUUAA